GUGAGUGAUGUAAUGCCGAGCUCUGCAUCCCGCGCGCCGCUACACACAGGCUCGUAGAGUUUUCCUUGAGCUUGCGGCUACAUGGUGAGAAUGGCAGCGAAGUUUUGAGAGUGCAUGUGCUCAGCUGUCGCCGCCCCGCGGGUGCAGAUGCGGCGCUCCCUGGAGCUGCUGUAGCGCUUGUCCGCGCCGCUGGAUGGCGCAGUUCAGGACGCCGCGCGCUCAGCCGCCAUCAUGGUAUACAUUUCUGCCGCUGAUAUGUCCGUCAGAAAAGAAGUCCAAGGUCCUGCAAAGACUGUAUCCUGCAGCCCAAGAGCAGAGUAUGCUGCAACCUGCUGCCCAGGAGCGGAGCAUACUUGCACCUGUGCCACCUGUAAAAAGACCUCAGUCCAUCCCACUCAAGAAGUCAGAUAAUGAGAAGAGUACAGCUGUACAAGGCAAAAAGCUCUACACUGUUCUUCCUCCUCCUGAAGGCUACCUCAUUAAUAGUGGGGAGGAUUUGGUCGCACCAUCCAAUCCAGAUCCCACUGACUCAGAGGAGAGCCCAGCUGAUACUGAUGGCCAUGAGUUACGUAAGAAGAGGAAAAGGAGGAGAAAGAAAAAAGUGUUGCCCAAUACCACAGAGGAAGUAUCCACCCCUCCAGAAGAGGGCGCUUUACUGGGCCAGACAGAUGCUGCACAUCCCAGUGAUGAAGGGGACACUGGAAGCUCAGUCAGCACAGAGCAGCUCAGCAAGAACAGAAAGAGGAAGAUGAAGAAAAAACGUCACAAAGAGAAAGUCCUCGCUCUUGGAUUAGUGCCUCGAGCAAGAGCUGUUGAAUUCAUGUACGCACAGAGUGGAGAUGGAAAUUCAGAGAAGGUGCUCGACUUCCUUCGUACCACACAGGAGAUCUACCUCUCUGAUUUCAAAUCCUCUGGUUCCUGUGUAGAAAGCAGCCCUUCUCUUUCCCUCAUUGCAGCGGAGUCUCUGUUCUCUCGUCUCUCAGGCAGGACGCUGCCCCCUACUGAGAUCUCUAAGCUAUGUGGACUUAGGGCUGUACUGGUGAAGAAUGAAAGCCAGUUAAAAUCACAGCUGCAAGAAUUCAGACACACAAGCACAUUACCUGCAGUCAGAUUAGACCUUAACAAGAUGAUCAGUGUUUUCCUGAGGAGCUACAAGCACCCAGCAGAUUCAGGACGUUCCGCACAGGUGUCCAUGGUGACUCCUAAACAUAGCCUCCGUCUCCACGACAACCACAGGUUCAUUUCACCCAUGAGGUUUCGGUAGUCUGCACACUUAUUGAGUAUUGGCUGGCAGAGAUUAUGCCCAUGCAGAGACAGCAGAGGACAUGACGCCCCCAGAUUCAGCACCUGAGAGGAAAAAGACUCUGAAUAACCAGCAGGUCUCUGAUUGUAACAUCUCAUUAUGAAAGAGAUCUUCAGUCAUGCUGCUUUAUAGUCAAGGAUUUCAAGAAACUCAGGAUCAGUCAGCUUCAGCAACAAUUUGGAUUCCUUUUGAAGCCCCAGAAUGAUGUACUCUAGUUUAUCUUGUCUUCACAUUAAUAAUUACUUAAGAAAAAUAUAUUUUUACAUAUUCUUUCUUCAUACGGCACCGGUACACUACCAGAGAUGUUCCAGAAAGUAUAUUAUAAACACUAAAGUAUUGUUAUUGACCCUGACUGGAUCAGCGGUCUUCCUCAGCUCAUUAUGAGGAGUCUGUGAUUUAGCCUCUUAGUGGCUAAUUAUCUUAACAUCAGAACGUCAGAAGAUCCUCGCUGAUCUCACAGCCUGUUUGGAUCAUGACAUUUAAGCUUUUACGCACUAGACUGCUCGUUAACAUCAUUUACCCAAACCAGUGCCUCAUUUACAUUUUCUUUUUCUGUUCAAUGAGCUACUUUGGGCCAUCAAUGUGACAAGCCACUGUGACCAUCAGUGUGACUAGAAAAAUAUAUUUGUUAAAGAUAUUUAUUAAAGUUUUAAUUAAAUUUGUGAAAGAAAAACAGAUGUGUGCUUGUUUUCAGUGAUUGUUUGAUAUACCUACCUGCAGUGUAAUACAUACUAUGAUCCAUUUAAACUGAUUCAAUGGCUUAUCCAUGACGUCAAGGAAGAAUGACUUUAGCUAUACAAGCAUCUCUAGACUGCACCAUGUGUGUUUAUGCUAAUCUGCGACACAAGGCAACCCAAAACAUAGACUUGGAUAUCAUUAUAGGAUCACAUGGAUCUGGGUUGGCCCAGACAGAGAAUAAUUUUUUAUUGCUUCCCAUUAUGUUACAGUGUUUGGAAAUAAUAACCCUGCCAUUUCUCUCAGAAAUAUUUCCUUACACCAGCUGGAAUAUGGUGCGGAGGACACAGCAGGUGUGAUGAUGGUAUUAUACAGUAGCAGCUGAAAAGAACAAAAUAAAAUAGCUAAUCAUCUUGUUUUAGCAAUAAACGCAGCAUAUCAUCAGACUAAAGGCUCACUGCAGCUUUAAUAUCGCAGUUUAUUGGUU
Messenger RNA from Onychostoma macrolepis, 2465 nucleotides. RefSeq names its product glutamate-rich protein 1. Bases 194 to 1264 code for a protein of 356 amino acids. The record is from RefSeq and is a predicted model, not a curated record. The transcript has 9 exons. Lineage: Eukaryota; Metazoa; Chordata; Actinopteri; Cypriniformes; Cyprinidae.